GGUGCUUGAAAACAUGGAAGUAUGGUGAUGGAAAAGUGAAAACUUUCUUUGAAUAACUUAAGAAUUUAGAUGAAAUGUUGCGAAAAAUUCUUCCUAACACCUUUCUGCGGUUUCCGCUAACAUGUCACUUUCCGCGGGCUGGCAUGUCCCAGUAUGGGCCUCAGUUUGUCGAGCCUGUCUUUAAAAAAGAAACAAUAGCGGCACUCGAGGAAAGCGGUGAAAUUGAAUCCGUAGCUCACGUGCCAAUAAAGGCCGCACGCAACAAUGAUACCUGUUCGGUUUUCCACGACGAUCUGGUCAGCAAGUUUACUAAUUAUGUAAUGAAACAAGGCAACAAGCGUCUAGCUCGAGACUUGGUGGAAAAAGGAUUCGAAAACAUUAAACGUUUACAGCUGGAACGUUACCAUUUGGCUGAAAGUGACGAAGAAAGGGCAAAACUUGAACUGAACCCUAGAGUGAUACUGAAGAAAGCCGUUGAAAAUAGUCGACCGUUACUUCAGCUGACCCCUAUUAAGAGAGGAGGAGUCCGAUAUCAGGUGCCAGUGCCGAUUACCGAGAAGCGAUCGUACUUUCUUGCUAUGAAGUGGCUUUUGGAAGCAUGCCGGGAGAAGGAGCGAACGGUGCAUUUUCCGGAAAAAAUGGCAUGGGAGGUGCUCGAUGCCGCCGCCAAUCAGGGCAAGGUGAUCAAACGUAAGCAAGAACUGCAUCGCCAGUGUGAGGCAAAUCGUGCUUUUGCCCAUUACCGUUGGAGUUAGACAAUAAGUAGUUUGGGGUUUCAAAGUAAAUAAAAGUAACAUUA
Messenger RNA from Sabethes cyaneus, 799 nucleotides. It is a transcript of the gene mRpS7, whose product is annotated as 28S ribosomal protein S7, mitochondrial. The record is from RefSeq and is a predicted model, not a curated record. The transcript is spliced from 2 exons. Gene Ontology annotation, molecular function: mRNA binding; structural constituent of ribosome; rRNA binding. The coding region runs from base 75 to 755 and encodes 226 amino acids. Gene Ontology annotation, biological process: translation; ribosomal small subunit assembly. NCBI's taxonomy places the organism in Eukaryota, Metazoa, Arthropoda, Insecta, Diptera, Culicidae. Gene Ontology annotation, cellular component: ribosome.